GUGUGGUGUGUGUGUGUGUGUGUGUGUGUGUGUGUGUGUGUGGGUGUAGGUGUAGGUGUGUCCUGUAGCUGGUGAUCAGGUGUCUUGAUAAGGGACAUUAAAGGUCUAAGUCUUCCUCUGGUCCUCCACUCCGUCCUGUGUUGUGACCCAGAUGUUUCCUCCAGGUUAAACUGUUGGUGUGGACUCUGCUAUGAGUCAGUGUAAGGACAGAGAGGAGGGACCCCCUCCCUCUAAACCCACUCUGUGGGGGGACCAUGACAGCCAGACCAAAGCUCAGAGGAUGCAGCAGCAGAAACCUGGACCUGGACCCAGUUGUGUGUCCAUGAAGAGUGACUGGUCUAUGGGUCUUCUUAUUGACUUUAAAGAUGGACAAGAUGCUGCUGGUGGGAGGAUGCAGCAGCAGAAACCUGGACCUGGACCCAGCUGUGUGUCCAUGAAGAGUGACCGGUCUAUGGGUCAUCUUAUUGACUUUAAAGAUGGACGAGCUGUUGAUGAAAGGAUGCAGCAGCAGAAACCUGGACCUGGACCCAGCUGUGUGUCUAUAAAGAGUGACCGGUCUAUAGGUCGUCUUAUUGACUUUAAAGAUGGACGAGCUGUUGAUGAAAGAGUUCACCAGGAGAGCUCAGAGGGCAUCGGUGGUCAGUCUGACCUGCAGCAGCAAACAGACCUGGACUCCAUAUUUAUGCUGCUGGAGGAGAACAUCGUCACUUUUAUAAAGAACGAGCUGAAGAAGAUUCAGAAGUCUCUGAGUCCAGAUUACCCAGAAUGCUUAGAGAGUAAGAGGGAGGAUGAGGAGGUUUUGGAGGGUGAGGAUAAAGAGCAGAGGAGGAGGAGCAGAGAAGCAUUUCUGAAGAUCACACUGCACUUCCUGAGGAGAAUGAAGCAGGAGGAGCUGGCUGACCGUCUGCAGAGCAGUUGUUCAGAAACCCGUGUUGCAGGAUGCCGCCCCAGACUCAUGUCCAACCUAGAGAAGAAAUUUCAGUGUUUCUUUGAGGGGAUUGCUAAAGCAGGAAACCCAACCCUUCUGCAUCAGAUGUUCACAGAGAUCUACCUCAUGGAGGGAGGGGCUGCAGGGGUCAUUGAAGAACAUGAGGUCAGACAGAUUGAAACAGCAUCCAGGAAACCAGACAGACCAGAAACAAUAAUCAGAUGUGAAGAAAUCUUUAAAGCCCCACCUGGAAGAGAUGAACCAAUCAGAACCGUGAUGACAAAGGGAGUGGCUGGCAUCGGGAAAACAGUCUUAACACAGAAGUUCACUCUGGACUGGGCUGAAGGCAAAGCCAACCAGGACAUCCAGUUCAUAUUCCCAUUCACCUACAGAGAGCUGAAUGUGCUGAAAGAGAGAAAGUUCAGCUUGGUGGAACUUGUUGAUCACUUCUUUAGUGAAACCAAAGAAGCAGGAAUCAGCAGGUUUGAAGAGGUCCAGGUGGUCUUCAUCUUUGACGGUCUGGAUGAGUGUCGACUUCCUCUGGACUUCCUCAACACUGAGAUCCUGACUGAUGUUACAGAGUCCACCUCAGUGGGUACGCUGCUGACAAACCUCAUCAGGGGGAAUCUGCUUCCCUCUGCUCGCCUCUGGAUAACCACACGACCUGCAGCAGCCAAUCAGAUCCCUGCUGAGUGUGUUGACAUGGUGACAGAGGUCAGAGGGUUCACUGACCCACAGAAGGAGGAUUAUUUCAGUAAGAGAUACAGAGACAAGAAGCAGGCCAGCAAAAUCAUCUCCCACAUCAAGACAUCAAGAAGCCUCCACAUCAUGUGUCACAUCCCAGUCUUCUGCUGGAUCACUGCUACAGUUCUGGAGAAGGUGUUGGAGACCCGAGAGGGAGGAGAGCUACCCAAGACCCUGACUGAGAUGUACAUCCACUUCCUGGUUGUUCAGUCCAAACUGAACGUUAAAUAUCAUGGGAAAUCUGAGAUAGAUCAACACUGGAGUCCAGAGACCAGGAAGAUGAUUGAGUCUCUGGGAAAACUGGCUUUUGAGCAGCUGCAGAAAGGCAACCUGAUCUUCUAUGAAUCAGACCUGACAGAGUGUGGCAUCGAUAUCAGAGCAGCAUCAGUGUGCUCAGGGGUGUUCACACAGAUCUUUAAAGAGGAGAGUGGACUGUACCAGGACAAGGUGUUCUGCUUCGUCCAUCUGAGUGUUCAGGAGUUCCUGGCUGCUCUUCAUGUCCAUCUGACCUUCACCAACUCUGGAGUCAACCUGCUGGCAGAAGAACAAACAACCUCCCAGCUGCCUGAAGUCUCCAGAGUCAAACCUAAAUUAAACCAUCUCCAUCAGAUUGCUGUGGACAAAGCUUUACAGAGUCCAAAUGGACACCUGGAUUUGUUCCUCCGCUUCCUCCUGGGUCUGUCACUGCAUACCAAUCAGAGACACCUUCAAGGUCUGAUGACACUGCCAAAUAGUAUCUCAAAGACCACAAAGGAAACCGUUGAGUACAUCAAGACGAAGAUCAGUGAGAAUCUGUCUGCAGAGAGAAGCAUCAAUCUGUUCCACUGUCUGAAUGAACUGAAUGAUGAUUCUCUAGUGAAAGUGAUCCAACAGUCCCUGAGUUCAGGACGUCUCUCCACAGAUCAACUGUCUCCUGUUCAGUGGUCAGCUCUGGUAUUCAUCUUACUGUCAUCAGAAGAAGAUCUGGAUGUGUUUGACCUGAAGAAAUACUCUGCUUCAGAAGAGGCUCUUCUGAGGCUGCUGCCGGUGGUAAAAACCUCCAAAAAAGCUCUGCUGAGUGGCUGUACAUUGUCAGAGAGAAGCUGUGAAGCUCUGUCCUCAGUUCUCAGCUCCCAGUCCUCUAGUCUGAGAGAGCUGGACCUGAGUAAGAACAACCUGCAGGAUUCAGGAGUGGAGCUGAUGUCCUCUGGAUUGAAGAGUCCACACUGCAGACUGGAAACUCUCAGGUUGAGUGGCUGUACGUUGUCAGAGAGAAGCUGUGGAGCUCUGUCCUCAGUUCUCAUCUCCCAGUCCUCUAGUCUGAGAGACCUGGACCUGAGUAACAACGACCUGCAGGAUUCAGGAGUGGAGCUGAUGUCUCCUGGACUGAAGAGUCCACACUGCAGACUGCAAACUCUCGGUCUCUCAGGCUGUAUGAUCUCAGAGGAAGGCUGUACUUCUCUGGCCUCAGCUCUGAGCUCCAACCCCUCCCAUCUGAGAGAGCUGGACCUGAGCUACAAUCAUCCAGGAGACUCAGGAGUGAAGCGGCUUUCUGCUUUACUGGAGGAUCCAAACUGCAGACUGGACACUCUCAGGGUGGACCAUGGUGGACCGCAGAGACUGAGACCUGGUCUAAUGAAGUAUGUCUGUGAACUGGAACUGGACACAAACACAGCACACAGAAGACUCAAACUGUCUGACAACAACAGGAAGGUGACACGUGUGGAGGAGGAUCAGUCAUAUCCUGAUCAUCCAGACAGAUUUGACCACUGGCCUCAGCUGCUGUGUAGAGAUGGUCUGACUGGUCGCGGUUACUGGGAGGUCGAAAGGAGAGAAGAGGUUUAUAUAUCAGUGAGUUACAGAGGAAUCAGAAGGAAAGGAAACAGUAGAGACUAUUGGUUUGGAUGUAAUGAUCAUUCUUGGAGACUGAACUGCUGUGAUAAACUUGGUUACUAUGUCUGGCACAAUAACAGAGAAACAGUCCUUACUUCCUGCUCUGUCUCUAACAGAGUAGCAGUGUAUGUGGACGUUCCUGCUGGCUCUCUGUCCUUCUACACAGUCUCCUCUGACUCACUGAUCCACCUCCACACCUUCAACACCACAUUCACUCAGUCUCUCUAUCCUGGUUUUGGGGUCGGGCCUGGUAGUUCCUCAGUGUCUCUGUGUCCUCUGCAGGACUGAGAGUCUCUCCUGUGGACAGAAACACUGACUGAAGACCAGCUGCUGAAAUCAAAGUUCAGUCUGUUCACCAUCACACACACUCUGCACUGUGAAGCAGAUCUGAGACUCAAACACAACAACAUUCAUCUGAUUUCAUCUCUGGUUAUCAACAUU
This is a messenger RNA of Etheostoma spectabile (orangethroat darter), 3985 nucleotides long. Its product is annotated as NLR family CARD domain-containing protein 3-like. NCBI's taxonomy places the organism in Eukaryota, Metazoa, Chordata, Actinopteri, Perciformes, Percidae. Gene Ontology annotation, molecular function: protein binding. The record is from RefSeq and is a predicted model, not a curated record. The transcript has 13 exons. Bases 191 to 3832 code for a protein of 1213 amino acids.